Messenger RNA from Fraxinus pennsylvanica, 1344 nucleotides. Lineage: Eukaryota; Viridiplantae; Streptophyta; Magnoliopsida; Lamiales; Oleaceae. The record is from the annotation of a GenBank genome assembly.
AUGAGGAGAGGAGUUAAUACAACCGAUGUUCUGGAGACUAUAAACGCCGCUGCUACUGCGAUCUCAUUGAAUGAAAAUCGCUUUCCUCAAUCUUCGAUUCAGAAAAGAAGGUGGGGAAGUUGCUGGAGCCUUUAUUGGUGUUUCGGAUCUCACAAAAAUAACAAGCGAAUUGGACAUGCCAUUCUUGUUCCCCAAACUCCAGACACAGGAGUAGAUGCUCUCCGAGAUGAAAAUCCAACUCAACCAACUUCAAUUGUAAUUCCUUUCAUUGCACCUCCUUCCUCCCCUGCGUCUUUCUUUCCAUCAGAACCUCCUUCGGCAACUCAAUCGCCAACUCGCCUACCAUCGCACACAUCUAUAUCUGCAAGCAUGUAUUCCCCCAGUGGGCCUGCAUCAAUUUUUGCUAUUGGUCCUUACGCAUAUGAAACCCAAUUAGUCUCUCCACCGGUCUUCUCAACCAUCACUACAGAACCAUCAACUGCUCCAUUUACUCCUCCUGGAGAAUAUGUCCACCUUACUACACCUUCAUCUCCCGAGGUGCCAUUUGCUCGUCUUCUUGAACCCAACCUCCAAAAUCGUGAAGCUGGUGAGAGAUACCCUAUAUUUCAUUAUGAAUUUCAGUCUUAUCAACUUCAACCUGGAAGUCCAGUGAGCCAUUUGAUCUCACCUAGUUCAGGCAACUCAUCGCCUUUUCUCGACCGCGAGUUUGCUCAGGGGCACCCCUUUUUCCUCGAGUUUGGAACUGGCGACCCUUCCAAGCUUUUUAACUUGGACAAGCUGGUGCUUCACGAAGGGGAAUCACACCAGGGAUCUGGUACGUUGACUCCGGAUGCUGUGGCACCUAGAUCUCAUGGUAGUUUCCUUUUAAAUCGUCAGGAUUCGGAUGUCGGUCCACUUCCAGAUAUAUGUAAAGGAUUGCGAAAUGAUGAGACUGUGGUCAAUCAUAGAGUUUCUUUUGAGAUAAUCUCAGAAGAAGUUAUAAGAUGCGUGGAAAAGAAGACAGCAGCUUUGCCCGAAGCCGUGGUGGAACCUGUGGAAAAUGUGGAAGUUACGGGAGAGAAAAACCCUAUUGAAAUUCUACACGAGUCCUGUACUGGGGAAAUCUCCAACACCACAUCCGUGAAAUCUCGUACAGAUGGUGAUGAUGAACAACAGCGGCAUCAAAAACGUCGAACUAUCACUCUUGGGUCUACCAAAGAAUUCAACUUUGACAAUAUCGAUAGUGGAAAUUCCAUUGAGCAUAAAAUUGGCUCCGAUUGGUGGGCAAAUGAGAAGAUACUUGGAGAAGAGGGAGGACCGUGUGACAACUGGUCUUUCCCGGUUGUACAGACAGGUGCUAUCUAA